Molecule: messenger RNA, 927 nt
Organism: Magallana angulata
Lineage: Eukaryota; Metazoa; Mollusca; Bivalvia; Ostreida; Ostreidae
Product: ryncolin-4-like
Exons: 6
Coding region: 29-919 (296 amino acids)
Source: RefSeq, a predicted model, not a curated record
UUAAUCCCUUGAAAGUAACAACGCCACCAUGGGUUUAUUUCGGAACAUGUUCUUUAUUUUUGGCUUGGUCGAUUUAUUUGUUAUAGGGACUGCUGUAGAGCCUCAUUCCGCUAUCAAGGGCAACGUGGAAUCUCUGCUUGAGUUGACUCCAUGGACUUGGAAACACCUAAACACGUCCCUCAAAGUGGAUUCCCCCGUCACUGUGGAUGUGUCCCUCACCUCUCACUACAGACUGACCGGGAAACACCUCAACAAGUUACUUAGACUACAAAAACAAAGGGACUGUGCAUCCAUUCUCAAAACAAUACCCAACACAAAAGGAAGAGACGGUGUGUACACGAUAUACCCGGAUAUGAAGACCAAGAAGUCGGUGUACUGUGAAAUGACCACGGACGGCGGGGGGUGGACCGUAAUUCAAAGACGAAUGGAUGGUUCUGAAGACUUUUAUCGGUCUUGGCAAACCUACAAAGCCGGAUUUGGAAAACCACAAGGAGAAUAUUGGCUAGGAAAUGAAGAUAUUCACUUGCUCACAACAAGAACUAGCCAAGAGUUACGUGUGGACAUAAAAAAGUUUUCAGGUGAGAAGGCAUACGCCAAGUAUUCCACAUUUACCGUUGGAAGUGAGUCUCAGAAAUACAUGUUAGCCGUCGGAGGAUACAGCGGAACGGCGGGAAAUAGUCUUGCAUAUCAGAACGGGAUGAAGUUUUCUACCAAAGACCAAGACAAUGACAAAUGGAAUAAACACUGUGGCGUGAAUUUCCAAGGAGGGUGGUGGUUCAAAGAUUGCGAACAUGCUUAUCUAAACGGACCUUAUCUAAAAUCGGCUAAAAUUACUUGGAUUAGUAUCAACUGGUACGCAUUCGGAAAUGAAAGCCGUGCUUUAAAGAAAGCCUCGAUGAUGAUCAGAUCCAAGAAUUGACUUUGUUG